AUCCAUUGAGAGAGAUGCACCAACCAAUCAGUCAACAAGGUCUCUUGGAAGAUCUCUUGGCUCCAACCACAGAGACAUGGUCCACAUUUUCUAAUUCUCAAGAACUCACCACCAUUGACACACAAUUAUUCUCCACUCAACAAGAUGACUUACUCCUUUUACCUACUUCUUCAUCAUUCUCAAACUCAUCUUCAUUUUUGGAGCUCAUUUCAUCAUCCAUGCAACCCGAUUUUCAAUCCCCUUACACCGAUGAAUCAAUCUACUCUUCGGUACCAUGUUUUGAUGGCUUCAUGCCGCUUAACGGGUCGGUUUCUUCAUCAUAUGAUCAACAAAUGAUUCCACUAAUGGUGGAAGAAGAUGACAAUGAAUGUGAUGAAGAUCACAAGCAUCAUGUUGUUUCUCAUGACCAAAUCCCAACUGUUUUCAACAUGGGAUCCAAUAAGGAAAAGAAGAGUAAAUCUAAGAAAGUUGAAGGACAACCUUCCAAGAAUUUAAUGGCCGAAAGACGUAGGCGAAAACGGUUAAAUGAUCGGCUUUCUAUGCUUAGAUCAAUUGUUCCAAAAAUAAGCAAGAUGGAUAGAACAUCAAUACUUAUGGAUACAAUAGACUAUAUGAAAGAGCUUAAGGAAAAGAUCCAAGAUUUGAAAGACCAAGACAUUGAAUCUGGUGUGGAUCAUAUGAAACUAGUGGGGAAUUUUAAGGAAUCUAACAUGAAUGAAUCACAAGUUAGGAAUCCCCCAAAGUUUGAUGUAGAAAGAGGAAACUCGGAUACCCGGAUCCAGAUUUGUUGUUCAACGAAACCCGGAUUGUUGUUAUCGACAGUGAGCACACUUGAAGCACUUGGUCUAGACAUACAAGAAUGUGUCAUAAGUUGUUUCAAUGAUUUUUCACUUCAAGCUUCUUGUUCUGAGGCGCAAGAUCAUCGGUCGGUUAUAAAUUGCGAAGAACUGAAGCAAAUCCUGUUCAGAAAUGCAGGCUAUGGAGGGAGAUGUUUGUAAAGAAAGAUGGAUGCAAAUGAAGAUGAAGUUUUAAACAUGUAAAAAGGUUUAGGUGAUAAUGGAUUGUUAAUUCUUUUGCAGGUUUAAAAAUUUAGAACUGUUUUGUUUUGUUUUGUGAUGAUAAAGCUGUUAUGCUUUUUAGUUUAUUAAUAAUAAAUCAUUGUCCAAAGUCA
This is a messenger RNA of Helianthus annuus (common sunflower), 1171 nucleotides long. Its product is annotated as transcription factor bHLH93. The coding region runs from base 15 to 998 and encodes 327 amino acids. Gene Ontology annotation, molecular function: protein dimerization activity; sequence-specific DNA binding; DNA-binding transcription factor activity. The transcript has 4 exons. Lineage: Eukaryota; Viridiplantae; Streptophyta; Magnoliopsida; Asterales; Asteraceae. The record is from RefSeq and is a predicted model, not a curated record. Gene Ontology annotation, cellular component: nucleus. Gene Ontology annotation, biological process: regulation of DNA-templated transcription.